UUAACUUAAAUUAUAAAUUAUAAAAUUACAUCGAAGAAUAGUCAUGAUGAAACAUCGCUUUGGUAUUUAAAUACCGACAAGUGUUGGUUGAAUGAACUAAUUCAAUAGUUCCGUUUAAUGAAUCGUUCGUGGGAACCAAUUUCCGAACGAUUUGAUACAGCUUUAAUGCAUAGAAAUAAAAACAGAAACGCGUGUUCCAGCGUUUUAACAAUUUAAUUUCGUUUUGUUUAGUUCUUAAAACAAAAUCUCGCCUAUUUUUGAUGGCUUUUCCCACAUCAAGUGCACAGCAAGCCGAAACCAACCGUAAAAUACUUGAGGAAAUACAGACCAAGAAGCAGUUGCUCAUUGGGCUGGGUAGCACAACGAAUCAGAUGCCCGCACCGCAGCUGCUUGGCCAGCCGACAGUGACAGUAGAAUUUCCGCAGAGCGUGAGCGUUACGCCUAAUGCCGCUGGCGGCCUCGGCGCGCCACGAUCUGCAUUUAAUCCAACGAGCUCUACUACUCUGGGUUUCUUUAUACCGCAGGAUUCGUAUUUUGGAAAUAGUUUUAUACCCGUGUUGCCACGCCUGGAGCCACUGCCGACACCGGCAGCGCCCAACGCCAAGUAAUUUCUUAGCA
Messenger RNA from Drosophila novamexicana, 618 nucleotides. Its product is annotated as SOSS complex subunit C homolog. The coding region runs from base 261 to 608 and encodes 115 amino acids. Gene Ontology annotation, biological process: DNA repair. Lineage: Eukaryota; Metazoa; Arthropoda; Insecta; Diptera; Drosophilidae. Gene Ontology annotation, cellular component: nucleus; nucleoplasm; SOSS complex. The record is from RefSeq and is a predicted model, not a curated record. The transcript is spliced from 2 exons.